AUGACGGAAUCCAUUCAUUCUGAAGAUUCCCUGGACUUUUACUCCACGCUGACGCGUGAGUCGUUCCAAUACAACCUUGCCAAACUGCCGCCGGGCGAGUUCGACCCGUCGCGGUUCAUUUCCCAGAGCUACAAGUACUGGUCGCUGGACGACCUGACCAAGUCUCUGGGCUCUCUAUUGCAUGAAAUCGAUCAGGAACUGAUCGAUCUGGUCAACAACGACUAUUUGAACUUCAUCCAGCUCGGAAACUCGAUCGACGGGUCGGUGGACCUGAUUCACGACUGCAAAAUCGACCUCAACGGAUACAUUCGAGACCUGUCGCUGGCCAACGUGAAGAUCGACGCCGAUCUCGAGGUGGUGGACGAUCUGUUGUUGUACAAACGCAAACUCAGCGUUUACAAAGCCAUCAUCAACCAGCUGAUGAUAUUGGACGAGCAAGCAACGCUUUUUUCCAAGAAAAUCAGCUCUGGCGACGUCAAGGAGCUCGUGGUCCUAUUUUUGUCGGUGAACCGCAUCUACGAAUCUGUGCUCAAGUACAAGAACCUGGAGAUGGUAGCGAUGGUGGGCAAGAAGAUUGCCGGAAUGAAAAUGGAGCUGAAAAGCGUUCUCGACAGCAAAGUCCAAUCUGCUUCAAACGAGGACAAGUUCGAGCUUCUGAAAGUGUACACAGUACUAGGAGAAGAGUCUGGAUUCAUCAAGGCCCUUAAACAGAAGUCCACCAUAAAUUAA
Messenger RNA from Ogataea philodendri, 729 nucleotides. RefSeq lists its product as uncharacterized. Lineage: Eukaryota; Fungi; Ascomycota; Pichiomycetes; Pichiales; Pichiaceae. The record is from RefSeq and is a predicted model, not a curated record. Gene Ontology annotation, cellular component: COG complex; membrane. Gene Ontology annotation, biological process: Golgi organization; intra-Golgi vesicle-mediated transport; protein transport. The transcript has a single exon. Bases 1 to 729 code for a protein of 242 amino acids.